Molecule: messenger RNA, 207 nt
Organism: Ostertagia ostertagi
Lineage: Eukaryota; Metazoa; Nematoda; Chromadorea; Rhabditida; Trichostrongylidae
Source: the annotation of a GenBank genome assembly
AUGAUUCGGGAAGCUUUCCGAGUUUUUGACAAGGAUGGAAACGGCGUAAUAACAGCCAACGAGUUCAAGUUUCGAUGCUUGUUACAGGUCCAUAUGGGUAUGCAAUUUAGUGAGGAGGAAGUGGACGAGAUGAUGCAUGAAGUCGACUGUGAUGGAAACGGUGAAAUUGACUACGAAGAAUUUGUGAGAAUGAUGUCCAAUAUGUGA